Molecule: messenger RNA, 462 nt
Organism: Penicillium subrubescens
Lineage: Eukaryota; Fungi; Ascomycota; Eurotiomycetes; Eurotiales; Aspergillaceae
Exons: 3
Coding region: 184-462 (92 amino acids)
Source: RefSeq, a predicted model, not a curated record
AAAGCUUGUCUAUUAUUCUUCAUUCACUCCUUCAUGAACUUUCCAAGACCCUCAUCCUCUUCAUUUUACCGCAGCUGACCCCUUUCAAACUCGUCUCACCUGGCAAAAAAGCCCCUCCCUCAAACUUCCCCCUCCAGCUAUGUGCGCCAACUAAACCGCGGACCGCUUGAACCACCCUGAUUCAUGCACCCCUUUUCCAUCCUCACCCUUGGGAUCUUUGUCGCGGGAUACAUCACCGCUCGGUGGGACCUUGUAACCCGCCUGUACGAAUUGGCCAUUUUUGCGUGGGACCACGGUGUUGUGACAAGGACUCUGAAAGGAUUCUUGUUUCUCUCCGUCUUUUUCUUCCUCUUGGUUCUGCCAAUUAAUCACCUGGCGUCAAGAGAGGGGAGUCUGCACCCGCGCCACGUGAAUCUCGGUGUCUCCGCACGAGAACAGCUACGCCGCCGAGGCUCGUUCUAA